Molecule: messenger RNA, 381 nt
Organism: Penicillium coprophilum
Lineage: Eukaryota; Fungi; Ascomycota; Eurotiomycetes; Eurotiales; Aspergillaceae
Product: DUF167 domain-containing protein
Exons: 2
Coding region: 1-381 (126 amino acids)
Cellular component (GO): cytoplasm
Source: RefSeq, a predicted model, not a curated record
AUGUCCAACUCGUAUUCAUUUCUUCGCCUCAUCGCCAGCAAAACCCCGCGUUCUCCCCAAACAUUCAAUCUCCACAUCCCUUGUUAUGUGAAGCCAAACUCUUCUGCUCACCGUACAGGUAUUACAAAGGUGGGCAUUGAUAGAGUAGAGCUUUCUGUGGCUGCUGUCCCACGCGAUGGGGCAGCUAAUAUUGCAGUGUCGCACAUUUUCGCAGAGAUCUUCAAAGUCCCCAAAUCAAGUGUGGAAGUUAUUCGUGGCGCGAAAUCACGAGAGAAGACCUUGUGUGUGACCGAUCUGCAGAUCGGAAACGACGGCGAAGAAGCAUACUUGCAGCGUGCCACGCAAAGAUUGGAGGCCGCUGUCAAGACGCGAGACUCCUAG